This is a messenger RNA of Lemur catta (Ring-tailed lemur), 228 nucleotides long. RefSeq names its product bestrophin-3-like. The record is from RefSeq and is a predicted model, not a curated record. The coding region runs from base 10 to 228 and encodes 72 amino acids. Gene Ontology annotation, molecular function: chloride channel activity. The transcript has 2 exons. NCBI's taxonomy places the organism in Eukaryota, Metazoa, Chordata, Mammalia, Primates, Lemuridae.
GACAGGCUGAUGUUCCUCAUCUCCAGCAGCGUCCACGGCAGCGACGAGCACGGGCGCCUGCUCAGGAGGACGCUGAUGCGCUACGUCAAUCUCACCUCCCUGCUCAUCUUCCGCUCCGUGAGCACCGCCGUGUACAAACGGUUCCCAACGAUGGACCACGUGGUGGAGGCAGCAAGGACUGGCAUCAAACACAUUCUGCCUGCAAAUUUUGAGAUGCAGAGCUUUUAG